Daldinia loculata is the source of this 1166-nucleotide messenger RNA. RefSeq lists its product as uncharacterized. The coding region runs from base 232 to 1059 and encodes 275 amino acids. The transcript has a single exon. NCBI's taxonomy places the organism in Eukaryota, Fungi, Ascomycota, Sordariomycetes, Xylariales, Hypoxylaceae. The record is from RefSeq and is a predicted model, not a curated record.
CAUAAGUGUUACGGGAUGUUGGAUGAUCAUGAAGUCAAUUCUCGUAUUUAAACCUCAAAAGCUCUCUCCAUUGCAACUAUUCUCUUUUCACACCAUCUUCAAUUUAAUCAACAGAUGCUAACUAAGGAUCGCGUGGCCCAUUGCGAUCAAAACUACCAUACAUACCUAGUAACGAAAACAUAUCAACGGCAGAGAUAGUCACUAUCGGAGCGACAGACAUAGUUUAAAACGAUGCAACCUUCCGAAGACGAGAUUCUCGCAGCUCUAGCGCAUUAUCGCGCCAGCGUGUUGCACCAUAAUCAUACCGCCUUCCAGCUCUUCGUACAGCAUGUUGAGGCAGCGGCUCUCGCAGCAGAAAACGCGUCGAUAAGCCCCAACCUCAUCUCCGAAGUGUGUCAACAGCUCUUCUAUGAUAUGCUGUACAUUUCGCGACCAGAGAACCUAGACCCGUCGCUCCAGAUCAACGUGCCCGCCGACGUGAUAACCAAGUGGGAUGCUAUGGCGCGAGCUUUCGCCCUAGACGGCGUGUACAUCGGAUCCGAUGCUAACCGCCGAGAGAUGCUCCGGCAGAAUUAUAAGAAUGGAAUAGAAGCGGAACUAUGCAGGAUAGAUCCCGAGCUCAAGUUUCCCGUUGACUUUGAAGUACUCAUGGGCCAGGUCGAUAGUCUCGAUGGUCAUGGAUGGCCGCAGUAUCGAGAGGAGGGUCAGCAGGUGCGUUUCUGGGACGGGCUGGGCGAGAGCGAGGAAGAGGCUGCUUGUCGCGUGUUUGGUCCUGAUGGUAAAUUGGCUGAACAGUUUCGUUUUGAGGAUUGGGAGACCAAGGCCGGGUGGGAGUGCGGUAGGGGCCCCGAGACAACAUGCUUUGUUGCCUACUGCCGGCAGGAUGAAACUGGCAAGGAGUGGGCAUGGAGGUACGUGGCUGAUCAAGGCCAGUACGGGACAGAAGUAUUUGACAACGUGGUAGAGUUGCUACAGUGGUACGAAACGCUGUAUGUGCCGCCCCUAGACUUUUACGUCGACGACGUCAAUAUUCACAUGGGAAACAUCUUUAAGCAGUAGAUAAUCGAUCGUAAUAGUGGCGAGCGCUUGUUACAUAUCAUGUUUGUUUACUCGCAUCUCAGAUGGCCUCGAAAUCUAGACAACCGUAGCUUAUUUUAUGAUUAGAG